This is a messenger RNA of Brassica rapa (field mustard), 690 nucleotides long. RefSeq lists its product as uncharacterized. The record is from RefSeq and is a predicted model, not a curated record. Lineage: Eukaryota; Viridiplantae; Streptophyta; Magnoliopsida; Brassicales; Brassicaceae.
CGGCUAUAAAAGUUCUUUAGUCUAUCCUCUCUUCCACAACAAGAAAAAAAAAUGGUCCAAAAGCCAAACACUGGUGCGCCUAGCCCAUUGCAGCUGCAGCAGCAACCACCAAAGCAAUGGCUCAACCGCAGCAAAACAUUCUUCGACGUUCCUAAUCCGAAAAUCGUUACAAUCUUUCUCAUAAGUAUCUUUGCCACGUUUUUCUCAGGCAUUGCUUUUGUCUUUGAAUGGAUAUUUCAUGGCAAGAACCAUGCCGGAUUCCAAUGGAUCAUCUACUACGGCUUGUCCUUAAUCUUUCUUCCUGUUCUGAUCCUGCUCGGUCUUGGUAUCGUCAUUGCUGUUACGACCAGGCACGAGUCAAAACAGGUUGCUAGCUCCAUCGUGGAAGUUGAAGAACAGCAACAUGUCGACCAUUCUGCCGGUAAAGGUGGCAAUGAAGAAAAAGAUUAUGAUAAAAACUGUCAGAGUUUGGCUGUUGUGGUUGAUGGAUAUGAUAAAAAGAGCGCCGCGAAAACAUUGGAGCAUAAAACUUUAAAACUGAAACGCGCCGUUUCGUUCCCAUUGCGUAGCCAAGCAAGAUCAUGCCGGACUAGGUGAGUGUUCCAGUCACUAUGGAUCAUCUAUCUUCCCCCAUGUAAUUUCUUUCCUUUAUUUUUCGAUGAGAUUUAUCUGCACUUCUGUUAACUUUUA